This is a messenger RNA of Cooperia oncophora, 234 nucleotides long. The record is from the annotation of a GenBank genome assembly. NCBI's taxonomy places the organism in Eukaryota, Metazoa, Nematoda, Chromadorea, Rhabditida, Trichostrongylidae.
AUGGGUAUGGGUGGACUUGGAAUGGGUAUGGGUGGACUAGGAAUGGGAUACGGUCUAGGUUCGUUUAAUUUGCAAUUGUUCUCAGGUGUUCCGCCGAUGGGACUCGGCAUGGGUUUAGGAAUGGGCAUGCUCAACAAUCCAUACGGGUACGGCGACUACUACUACCGAUGUAGAAAUUUAAUGGGCGGCGGUAUGUACAAUCCGUUGAUGUCACCGAUGAUGGGGAAGAAGUAA